Molecule: messenger RNA, 1810 nt
Organism: Gasterosteus aculeatus aculeatus (three-spined stickleback)
Lineage: Eukaryota; Metazoa; Chordata; Actinopteri; Perciformes; Gasterosteidae
Gene: ncmap
Product: non-compact myelin associated protein
Biological process (GO): regulation of myelination
Cellular component (GO): plasma membrane; paranode region of axon; Schmidt-Lanterman incisure
Molecular function (GO): structural constituent of myelin sheath
Source: RefSeq, a predicted model, not a curated record
CAGACGCCGCCGGCGCGUGACCCGCGAGAGGCGGGAACACGGCGUCUGCGGAGCGGCUUCUCCGUGUGAUCAGCGACCGCGGCGGAAGGACCUGAAAAACCAGUAGUGUGUAAUGUCCCAGCGAGGGAGUCUCCUCACGCUGCUGCUCCCUCCUCCCCCUUGUUCCUCCUGUCCACUCUCUGCUCCGCUUCGCGUUAACGCACACAGCGGCCCCCUUCGCUUGUUGUUUAAAACGGUUUUUGCGGGUUUGUGUCCGUGCCGCGUGUGGGAUUGUCACCUGGGACCUAUUUUCUCUCCCGGUGUGGCCCCGACGCUUCUGCUCCUGCUUCCACGUCCCCUCUCGCGCCCAGCACAGCUGCGAGCCGCCAGCGCCUCCACCUUCUGGACUAUGCCCCCACCCGCCAGCUGAGGGAGGGGGGCUCUGCGCUGCUCGCGCUCCCACCUGGACGAAAGGCUCAAAUCAGACAGGAGACGGUUCGGUUGUUGCUGAAGAUGCAAGCGUCAACUGUCUCACCUGUGACCAACCCUUCAAACACAAGCAUCACGAAGACCAAAGAACAAAUACUCAUCCAGAGUUCGGGGGCAAUGAUCGCUGUCAUCGUCUUGGGAAUCAUCAUUAUUCUUGCCAUUCUCCUGAUAAUCCUGAAGACGUACAACAGGUGGACACAUGAAUCCCGGGUCCUGGGAGCCAGAGCCAGCUCCAAACCUCGUCCCAAGACUUCACAAUCCACAGUUCACAGCAGCAUCCCGCUGAGCCCCGUGGACAUCCACUCUGUGUCGGGAAGCAUCUUCAGCUCAAACCCCAUCUCGGAGAACUCCUUGCCGCUGCACCAGGCGGAGCUGAGCAGCGUGGAGGGAAACCACAUGGGGCAGUUGAGCACCAUCAGUGAAUCCAGUGGAAUCGCCACGAGCGAUUCUACAUCAGCCGCAAACACAUAGCGACCAGACUGUGGUUUAGUCUCACGAAAUGCACCCAGCGGCGUCUCCUCUCUGUCCCACGACCAUAUAUAUUGUAUGCCGACUGAAUCCUGUGGAUACUCCCAACGGGACGUUGGGGUUGUCACCGCCAAUCUCCACCAGCUGAGCCUCACUGCCACCGUCCCUACGAUGACACCGAGAUGUACUUGUGGUGUGCAAAAAUAGACGCUGUGAGCAAAAUGGUAACUUAAACAGACACGAUGGACUGCAUGAAGGAUGUUGCAUGAUGGGAGGCUAGAGACUUUAUUGAGAAGAAUUGCUUUUUGGCUACUGUCAGUGUUCAGAGUAAUGACGGCUAAGGUUUCUCCCCAAUGGUCCACGCAGAUCAAUAGUAAAAUAAUGAAGUAAAUGUGGAUUAAACACAGUUAUGGCUUGACUAGAUUGCUCUUAGUGUGUACAUUUCUGUAUUAAAGUUGACCACAUAUGGUGAUGAGUAAAUGUAGGAUUAAUAUAAAGUCAGAGAAGACAAAAACAGGGAGAAAUACACCAUCUAAGUGUGUGAUGGAUACCAUUAUGUUUUUUUUAAAAUGUGUUGAUAUUACAGCAUUCAUUCUAAAUCUGCUUUACAUGGCAUUAUACUGUCUUUAUCUUCUGCUCACAGAUUAGAAAGAUUAGUUUUCAUUAAAGAAAUCUUUAAAUUGUUUUUUACUUGUAUAACAAAGAGACCAUAGAAAUAUUUUUAGAUAUAUGGGUGUCAGCUUAACAAUGUAAUGUAAAUCCUUUUUAGUUUGAAACAAAGGAUUUUGCACUUUAUUUCCAUUUCUCUCUGUAUUUGUAUUGUUUGUUGUUCUUUAAAUUAAAUAAGCUUAAAAUAAAUGAUAUUGCAAACUUU